GCAGCCCGGAAGUGACGUGUGGCCGUGCGUCAGGCUGUGUUGAUGUUUUGUGGACAGGAGGGAAGCAGAGCCGCGUUUUGUUUUUGUUCCACUAAAAAACGUCGAAAAGGAGCCUCGUCUUCUCCUCUACCGUCCCGUUCGGUUCGUUAGGAGCCUCUAGACACCGACACCGACACUUUAGAUCCACAGAGAGGGGAGAGGACUACCUAACUACCCCCCCCUCCUCCAACCCCCUCUCUACCACCAUGACGAUCCUGCCGAAGAAGAAGCCCAGCUCCGGGGUCGGUGUGUCGGACCACGCCGAUGACAGCGACCGUCGGAGCGGCUCGGACUCGCACCAACACCCGCACCCGGGUAGAGCAGGAGCCCGGCCCAGAGCCUCCCCUCCGCCGUGGUCCUACCAGCCGGCUCCACCCUCCGACCGGCGCAGCAUCGAGGCGAGCUCCCGGCCGCAGCAGGCCUCUCCCCCGCCGGGCGGCUCCGUCUCCCCGGUAGGACCCACCGACAGUCGGGACGGCGGCGGCGGGAUGGAGCUCGUCGUCUCCUCCGGUGUCGGCGGUGGCAGCUGCUGCUCCGGGCCCGGACUGAGCAAGAGGCGGCGGCAGCAGGCUGGAGGAAGCUGCUGCUCCAGUGUGGGGGGGGUGGGGGUGGUGGUGGCGGCUCUGGCCGGCGGAGGACAACCUGGAGGGGUGGUGAUGACCGGGCCCGGAGGAGGAGGAGGAGGAGUAGGUGGCGGAGGAGGUGGUGGUGGUGGCUCCACACAGGACGCGGAGGAAGGAGCCGGGGGGAACAACAGCGAGGAUGAGUACGAGAACGCGGCCCGGUUGCAGAGCGUGGACCCGGCCACCGUGGAGCAGGAGCACUGGUUUGAAAAGGCUCUGGGAGAGAAGAAAGGCUUCGUCAUUAAGAAGAUGAAGGAGGACGGAGCGUGUCUGUUCAGAGCUGUCGGUGAGUGA
Scomber japonicus (chub mackerel) is the source of this 956-nucleotide messenger RNA. Its product is annotated as OTU domain-containing protein 5-A-like. NCBI's taxonomy places the organism in Eukaryota, Metazoa, Chordata, Actinopteri, Scombriformes, Scombridae. The coding region runs from base 246 to 956 and encodes 236 amino acids. The record is from RefSeq and is a predicted model, not a curated record. The transcript is spliced from 2 exons.